CACUCCCAAUUUCACCAAACAACCCCUCACCGAAACACCAUGUCUGAAACCCUCAAGUGGACCCUUGGCCUGCUGAACAACGGCAAGUACCUGACCCAGGAGACCUUCGGCAACCAGAUGAACAUCAGCAGCCCGUUCCUCCGCAAGAAGCAGAUCUUCACUCUUGAGCAGAACCCCGGCUCGAGCGUCGUCUUCUUCCUUACCCCCAACGGCAAGUACCUGAGCGCUGGCCCCAAGGGCGAGUUCAACGGCGCCGCCGAGGAGAAGGGCAAGAACGAGGAGUGGACUGUCGUCCCCCAGGCUGACGGCCGCUGGGCGCUCAAGUCCACCCACGGCUACUACUUUGGUGGCACGGAGGCGUCUCUGCACGCUUUCGGCCGUGAGGUUGGCGAGUCUGAGAAGUGGUCCAUCCACCUUGCCAUGCACCCCCAGGUUUGCAUCCGCAACGUCAACCGCAAGAUGUACGUCCACCUUGCUGGCGAGGAGCUGACUGCCGACGAGGCCAUCCCGUGGGGCCACGACGCGCUCGUCACCUUUGAGUUCAAGGGCGGCAAGUAUGCUCUGCGCGCCUCGAACAACAAGUUCCUCGACAAGAGCGGCAAGCUCGUCGACGCUGUCAACGACGACUCUCUCUACAUUAUCGAGUUCAACGACUCUCAGAUUGCCCUCAAGGCCAACGACGGCAAGUACCUCCAGGGCUACGGCCCCAAGGGCGCCCUCCAGGCCCGCCGCACCCAGGUCGGCAAGGACGAGCUCUUUGAGCUUGAGGACUCGCACCCCCAGUUCUUCCUCACCGGCCAGAACGGCAAGCGCGUCUCCAUCCGCCAGACUGAGGAGAUCAAGGCCCACCAGGCCAUCGGCGACGAGACCGACGCCGAGAUUUUCCAGAUGGAGCUUGUUGGCAGCAAGGUUGCCUUCCGCUCGAACAAGGGCAAGUACUGGACCUCGCAGGACGGCGCCAUCAAGGCCACCUCGGACAAGCGUGGCGACACUGAGCUUUUCGACGCCACUUGGCUCGGCCACCAGGUUGCCCUCAAGGCCUCCAACGGCAAGUUUGUGGCCAUGAAGCCCAACGGCUCGUACGCUGCCACCGGCGACGAGAUUGACGAGAUUGCCAAGAUCACCCUCACCCUCAAGAACCGCCCUCAGCUCGUCCUCCGCUGCGAGUACGGCUUUGUUGCCACCAAGGCCAAGGAGGCUAUUGUUGCCAACGGUGUCGAGCACGAGGUUCUCUCCCUCGAGGCCAACGAGGGUGUCUACGCCUUCAAGAGCGCCAACGGCAAGUACUGGAAGCUUGAGGGCGACGGCAGCUUCACCGCCACCGGCGCCGCCCCCGAGCAGUUCCACUUUGAGUUCCUCCUCCACACUCGAUUUGCCAUCAAGCACGUUGCCUCUGGCAAGUACAUCAAGGGCGAGCACCAGGGCAACUUCCGGGCUACCUCGACCUCUGUCACCAAGGACGAGCUCUGGGAGUACUAAGCGAACGUCUUCUUGUUCCAGCUCAUUCACACAAUUUUUUUUUUUGUGGUGGAUGCAAAAGUUGUGUUGUUUGGUUGUUCCUGUGAAGUUUUUGAUUUGACACUGCUUUUUUUUGUCAAUGUGUACAAUUUCUUGUCUCCCAUGAGUCUUUGUUUUAUUCUGAGUAAAUCUGAGAGUAAUCCGAACAUA
Molecule: messenger RNA, 1668 nt
Organism: Capsaspora owczarzaki ATCC 30864
Lineage: Eukaryota; Filasterea; Ministeriida; Capsasporidae
Product: fascin 2B
Exons: 3
Coding region: 40-1479 (479 amino acids)
Biological process (GO): actin filament bundle assembly; establishment or maintenance of cell polarity; cell migration
Cellular component (GO): actin cytoskeleton; cytoplasm
Molecular function (GO): actin filament binding; protein-macromolecule adaptor activity
Source: RefSeq, a predicted model, not a curated record